This is a messenger RNA of Prosopis cineraria, 662 nucleotides long. Its product is annotated as beta-1,4-xylosyltransferase IRX9-like. The record is from RefSeq and is a predicted model, not a curated record. Gene Ontology annotation, cellular component: Golgi membrane. Gene Ontology annotation, molecular function: xylosyltransferase activity; galactosylgalactosylxylosylprotein 3-beta-glucuronosyltransferase activity. Gene Ontology annotation, biological process: glucuronoxylan biosynthetic process; plant-type secondary cell wall biogenesis. The annotation marks the transcript as partial. NCBI's taxonomy places the organism in Eukaryota, Viridiplantae, Streptophyta, Magnoliopsida, Fabales, Fabaceae. The transcript has a single exon.
UUUUUCUAUAGUUCUAACAAAUACGUGGAGCCCCUUAAAGCUUCUACUUUAUAUUAUCUAACCUUCUUCUGCUUCAUCUCCGAUCCUUCCUCACUGAUAUAUCAAAAGAUCGCAUUUUGUUGCAGCGACUGUUUUUACAGAAAAUGGGCAUUAGAAAGAUCAAAGAAGGGAAUUCAGUUGUGGAAGAAAGCCAUGAUCCAUUUCUCUCUAUGUUUUGUGAUGGGGUUCUUCACAGGCUUUGCUCCAACAGGUAAAUCUUCUUUCGUUUCAACACAAGCAGCUUCUGCCUCUAAUGGGAUACAAUUUGCACCGCAAGCCAUUGAAAUGUCACACGACCAGACAACAAAUGUCAAUAGAAGCUUGAUAUCUCCAAGUUCUAGGGUCCCCAAACACAAGACAGGGUCAUAUGUACGAGAAGAGCUUGGUUUGAAGCCUGGAAGACACGUAAUCAUUGUCACACCAACGAGCAGCAAAAUUCCAUUUCAAGAAGUGUUGUUGAGGAGGCUGGCGAAUACUAUAAAGUUGGUUCCUCAGCCAUUGUUGUGGAUUGUUGUGGAACCACCGACGGAGUCCACAGAACUGUCGGAGAUACUAAGGAAACAGGAAUCAUGUACAGACAUUUGGUGUCCAAGAAAACUUCACAGGCCUGGAAGCUGAGCUGA